AUGGGACAUUAUUUAGUGAGGAGACUGCUCGUGGCAAUCAGUCACCUGCCGUUGGCGUUCACGAGAGGUGGUUUAUAAACAUUCACUACUUGUUGUUCAAAUCUUCACGCGGUACAUAUUACCAGUAAAUAUGGAGGCCAAUAUGUCCGUAAGGGAUUUCUACAGAGGUCGAAACAUUCUCUUGACUGGCGGAUCUGGAUUCAUGGGGAAAGUACUCAUAGAGAAACUUCUUUAUUCUAUUCCUGAUCUUGGAAAUAUUUAUGUCCUGAUGAGACCAAAACGAGGAAAAUCAUUUACGCAACGUCUGGAAGAUAUGCAACGAUUACCGUUGUUCGACCGUUUAAGACAAGAACGUCCCGCCGCAUUGAAGAAAAUAAAAGCUUUACAAGGCGACGUUUUAUUUGAAAAUUUCAGUUUAUCUGAAAAGGACAUUGAGGAAUUAUCUAAGGAGAUAUCAGUAUUUUUCCACUUUGCAGCAACCUUGAAACUGGAAGCACCCCUGAAGGACAAUGUCAACAUGAAUACUUCUGGUACCGUUAGAGCUUUGAAUGUCGCGAGACGGUUGAAAAAUCUAGCUAUUUUUGUUCAUCUUUCAACAGCUUUCUGCUACCCAGAUUACGAAUCUCUAGGAGAAAGGAUUCAUGCUCCACCAGCCAACCCCGAAGAUAUAAUGCGUAUAAUAGAAUGGAUGGACGAUAAGCAACUUAAAGCGCUAACUCCUUCACUGCUAGGAGCUCAUCCCAACUGCUACACGUACUCUAAGCGUUUAGCUGAAAAUGUCAUUGAGAAGGCUUAUGAUGAACUACCUGUUGCUAUUGCCCGUCCUAGUAUUGUAUGCCCGACGGUACUGGAGCCAAUGAGUGGCUGGGUGGACAGUCUCAACGGACCAGUGGGAUUAAUGUUGGGAGCUGGCAAAGGCGUCAUCCGCACCAUGCUAUGUGACGGCAGCUUAAAUGCACAAGUUAUACCUGUAGAUACAGCCAUCAACGCAUUGAUUGUUAUGGGAAUGGUUGAAGCCACAAAGAAAGAAAAAUCUCCAACUGUUCCGGUAUACAAUUUGAAUAAUGGUCAUCAAAACCCUAUGACAUGGGGUAGAGUAUUGCAAAUUGGCAAAGUUUACGGACGCAAGUAUCCUCUAGAAUGGCCAUUGUGGUACCCCAAUGGAGACAUAACCACUAAUAGGAUAUUACACGAAAUCUACCGGCUCCUAUUUCAUCUUCUGCCAGCUUAUUUUAUUGAUUUACUUAUGCUCAUUUUGGGACAAAAGCGAUUUAUGGUGAGAAUCCAAGACAGAAUAAGCCAAGGACUAGACGUUCUGCAAUAUUUCACUAUGCGUCCAUGGACAUUCCCCUGUCCUAAUUAUGAUAGCCUACAAACAAUAUUAAACGACGAAGAAAAAAUUAUAUACAAUAUGGAUCAUAGAACUUCUAACCGGGAAGAAUACUUAAGAGCAUGUAUAGAGGGAGGACGUAUAUACUGUCUUAAGGAAGACCCGAAUAAAAUAGGCAGAAACAGAGCUUACCACAACUUCCUCUUCACAUUGGACUGCAUCGUUAAAUUCUUCUUCUGGAUGCUAAUUUUUUCGUAUUUGGCGUCGUGGUUCGAGCCUGUCAAGGUUAUGUUCUCUUAUGGAGGUCCAGUUGUGAAAUAUUUACCUAUUCUAGGCAAAACUGUGUUUGAAGAUGACCAAAUUUAAACAAGUAUAUUUGACCACAACAUGAAGGAUCAUCUAUACUCCAUUAUACAUAAGGUAUAGAUAUAAAGUAGGUAGGUAGUUACAUUAUAAACGACUUCAAUUCCCUCUUCAAUGGAUCUAAUGUAUAUUAUCUUCAGUUACAACUAACUAUAUAU
Molecule: messenger RNA, 1851 nt
Organism: Galleria mellonella (greater wax moth)
Lineage: Eukaryota; Metazoa; Arthropoda; Insecta; Lepidoptera; Pyralidae
Product: putative fatty acyl-CoA reductase CG5065
Exons: 8
Coding region: 131-1696 (521 amino acids)
Biological process (GO): long-chain fatty-acyl-CoA metabolic process
Cellular component (GO): peroxisome
Molecular function (GO): alcohol-forming very long-chain fatty acyl-CoA reductase (NADP+) activity
Source: RefSeq, a predicted model, not a curated record